Penicillium taxi is the source of this 429-nucleotide messenger RNA. RefSeq names its product cytochrome b-c1 complex subunit 6 family protein. Bases 1 to 429 code for a protein of 142 amino acids. Gene Ontology annotation, biological process: mitochondrial electron transport, ubiquinol to cytochrome c. NCBI's taxonomy places the organism in Eukaryota, Fungi, Ascomycota, Eurotiomycetes, Eurotiales, Aspergillaceae. The transcript is spliced from 3 exons. The record is from RefSeq and is a predicted model, not a curated record.
AUGGGUCUCGCAGAUUUUUUCACUGACGUCGUUUCCUCCCUGGGCUUCGCCGAGGCCCAGGCUGACGCUCCCGCCGCCGACGUCGAGGCCACCCAGGACGAGACCACCGAGAAGUCCGAGGACUCUGCCGAAGAUACUCCCGAGGAGUCCGAGGAUGCCGAAGAAGAGGCUGAGGAGGAAGAGGAAGAAGAAGAAGAAGAGGAGGAGGACCCUGAGGACAUCAAGCCCAAGCUUGAGGAGGAGUGUGCCAACUCCGCUCAGUGCGCCCCUGCUAAGCACCACUUUGACCAUUGCGUUGAGCGUGUCACUCGCCAGGAGGAGGAUGCUGACUUCAAGGGUCCCAAGGAGGACUGCGUUGAGGAGUUCUUCCACCUUACCCACUGUGCUACUGCUUGCGCCGCCCCCAAGCUCUGGCGCGAGCUUAAAUAA